GAAAGGAUUGUUGACAAAAGGAAAAACAAAAAAGGGAAGACAGAGUACUUGGUUCGGUGGAAAGGCUAUGACAGCGAGGAUGAUACUUGGGAACCAGAGCAGCACCUGGUGAACUGUGAGGAGUACAUCCAUGACUUUAACAGGCGCCACACGGAAAAGCAGAAAGAAAGCACACUAAACAGAACAAACCGGACCUCUCCAAACAAUGCCAGGAAACAAAUUUCCAGGUCCACCAACAGCAGCUUUUCUAAGACCUCUUCUCCUAAAUCACUAGUGAUUGGCAAAGACCACGACUCCAAAAACAGCCAAUUGUUUGCUGCCAGCCAGAAGUUCAGAAAAAACACAGCUCCAUCUCUCUCAGGCCGGAAGAAUAUGGACCUAGCGAAGUCAGGUAUCAAGAUCCUCGUGCCUAAGAGCCCCAUUAAGAGCAGGACCGCAGUGGAUGGCUUUCAGAGCGAGAGCCCCGAGAAACUGGACCCUCUCGAGCAGGGUCAGGAGGACACGGUGGCACCAGAAGUGGCAGCAGAGAAGCCAGUCGGAGCUCUGCUGGGUCCCGGCGCUGAGCGAGCCAGGAUGGGGAGCAGGCCCCGAAUCCACCCUCUAGUGCCUCAGGUGCCUGGCCCUGUGACUGCAGCCAUGGCCACGGGCCUCACCGUUAAUGGCAAAGGUACGUCUCCGUUCAUGGAUGCACUAACAGCCAAUGGAACAACCAACAUACAGACAUCUGUCACAGGAGUGACUGCUGGGAAAAGGAAAUUUAUUGACGACAGAAGAGACCAGCCUUUUGACAAGCGGCUGCGUUUCAGUGUGAGACAAACAGAAAGUGCCUACAGAUACAGAGAUAUUGUCGUCAGGAAGCAAGACGGCUUCACCCAUAUCUUGUUAUCCACAAAGUCAUCAGAGAAUAACUCACUAAACCCAGAGGUAAUGAAAGAAGUCCAGAGCGCGCUGACCACAGCCGCUGCCGAUGACAGCAAGCUUGUGCUGCUCAGCGCGGUGGGCAGUGUCUUCUGCUGCGGCCUUGACUUCAUUUAUUUCAUACGGCGUUUGACAGAUGACAGGAAGAGAGAAAGCACUAAAAUGGCAGAAGCUAUCAGAAACUUCGUGAAUACUUUCAUUCAGUUUAAGAAGCCUAUUAUUGUAGCAGUCAAUGGCCCAGCCAUUGGACUAGGAGCAUCCAUAUUGCCUCUUUGUGAUGUGGUUUGGGCUAACGAAAAGGCUUGGUUUCAAACACCCUAUACUACCUUCGGACAGAGUCCAGAUGGCUGUUCUACCGUUAUGUUUCCCAAGAUUAUGGGAGGCGCAUCUGCAAAUGAAAUGUUGCUCAGUGGGCGGAAGCUGACCGCGCAGGAGGCAUGUGGCAAGGGCCUGGUCUCCCAGGUGUUCUGGCCUGGGACCUUCACCCAGGAAGUCAUGGUUCGGAUUAAGGAGCUUGCCUCAUGUAACCCAGUUGUGCUGGAGGAGUCCAAAGCCCUUGUGCGCUGUAACAUGAGGAUGGAGCUGGAGCAAGCCAACGAGAGGGAGUGCGAGGUCCUGAAGAAAAUCUGGGGCUCUGCCCAAGGGAUGGACUCCAUGUUAAAGUACUUGCAGAGGAAAAUUGAUGAGUUUUGAUUGGCAGGCUGCCUGCUAGUGACACUGGAAUUGGAUUAAGCAGGACGUUGGUGGCUCUAAGUUGCCCUAAUCCAUCUUCACAGCCUAAAACAAGUUCACCUGUAGCUCAUGCUUGGAAACAGUACUGGAAACAUCCAAGCUGUUUAUUAUCAAGGAGUUUUUAAGUACUGUAACUUUAAAAUAAAUAACUUCAAAGCUCCUUUGUCCAAACGUCAUUAUUUUAUACUUAUAUACACACAAGUAUAAAAGUAUAAUGGUAAGCACUAGACUGCUCUUGGAAGCUCUAAUUUUUGUUUUCUUUGGCUAGUACUGUAUUAAAAAAGAAAAGAAUUGUGUUUUGUUGGUUUUGGGUGGCAGAAAAGUCUGGAAUAAUGUUUGUUUUUCUCAUUUUUUUUUCCUUCUAGAACAGAUUCUAAAGAGAUAUUAGCCAGCCUUACCUCCCCUGCCCCAAAUUGAGAUACAGAAAGAUCUGAGAUGUUGGGCUUUACCUCCAAGAAGGUACAAAUAUCUCAGAGAUGGAAAAUUCUAAAUCAGAAGUAAGACUUAUCUUUUAGGAUAAAUAUUUCUGAUGAAAAAUCCACCAAUGUGCAUACCCCCACCCAAACAUACACUUCAGAUUCGUGCUGAAAUAUCAGCUGAUUCUCCCUUUUUUAAAUAUGUCCAGUUCUUACCCAGUUAACAUGAAGAAACCACUGUCUCUCUAAAAGAAAGCUUGUUUUGCAGUAUUAGUGAAUCACUAAAUAGCUUAAGUAUGAAUAUCUAAGUUAUAAGUUAGGCUUAGUUGGUUUUAAAUAGUUUUUCUGACCCCUUUCAAAAAUAACUACAUAAGUGCUUCUUGUUGCUGGGUGAGAAAUACCACUUUAUAUACAGUUUUGGUUUUCUAUUUGCAGAUAUGAUUGAUGUAUCACACCAAAAAAAUAUUUUUAUGUUUAUAAAGUGUAAUUUUUAGGUUUACUUAGAAUAUAUUUUAUUUAAUAAGUUAAAAUUCUUUUGGCACACUAUUAAAUGCAGAAACUUCUUUCAAAACAAAAAGAACUACCUUAUAUCUGACAUUUAAUGUUUUUGGUCUCUGCUUUUAUGUCUAUACAGUAUAUGCGUAUAGUACGGUGUCUAAGAGUGCCCUGUGUGCGUAGACGUGUGCAUUCCUUUCAGGAGUGGGGACUGAUUCGUGACUACAGACGCCUAUUAUUAGUUAGGCUUCUGAGCUUGCAAUCAUAUUGAAUGUAUGAAGAACGAAGUAAAAUCAAACCCUUAUUUUUGUACAGUUUUGAAGUUUAUACUUAGAACUGACCACCUCCCCAGUCACAUGGAGAGCUGUACAGUGUGUAAAUUUGCCUUUACCUUGGGUUGAUUGGUACAGUAUUUUUGCAUCUGUGGGACCUACUUUUUCGUUCAGUAGUUUGAACUAUAUAUAAACUGUACAAUCUGUAAAGUUUUUAUAGAAUAAAUAUUCAGCUGUGAAAACUGGUUAAAUAAAACUAAUAUUUCUUAACACA
Molecule: messenger RNA, 3107 nt
Organism: Galeopterus variegatus (Sunda flying lemur)
Lineage: Eukaryota; Metazoa; Chordata; Mammalia; Dermoptera; Cynocephalidae
Gene: CDYL
Product: chromodomain protein, Y-like
Exons: 6
Coding region: 373-1611 (412 amino acids)
Cellular component (GO): nucleus
Molecular function (GO): transcription corepressor activity
Source: RefSeq, a predicted model, not a curated record